Messenger RNA from Lasiosphaeria miniovina, 1576 nucleotides. Its product is annotated as thioesterase-like superfamily-domain-containing protein. The transcript has a single exon. NCBI's taxonomy places the organism in Eukaryota, Fungi, Ascomycota, Sordariomycetes, Sordariales, Lasiosphaeriaceae. The record is from RefSeq and is a predicted model, not a curated record. The coding region runs from base 464 to 1486 and encodes 340 amino acids.
GCGCUGGCCCAGCGUGUUGAGGGGUGGUAUGAAGCCCAGACCGUAUUAAAAACACCAAGGGUGUAUGGUCUAGUGGUAUGAUUUUCGCUUCGCAUUACGUCCUCCCUCUGUAUGCCCUGUGAAAGGUCCCCGGUUCAAUCCCGGGUGCAUCCAAACGUUUUGUCUCUCCCGGUAAUGUGAGGGCACAUUGCUUUUUGCCUUUUCCACGUGAGCAGCCUCAAAGCUCCCGUCUCCACGGAGCACGAAAUGCCCCAAAUCCAAAUCGGCUUGGUGGCCGAGUCCAACCCCGCCACACCACUGCGCAACCGCUCACUUCCGGCAUCUCCACUCAGGAGCCGAGGCCCCGCAGACCAGCCAGUCGACCGGAUACAGCGGCUUAUUUACUCGCUCCCCCGAAUGACGGCGUCGAGCUGAGUUUAGGUCACUACCAGAGUACGUGGCUUCAAGAGAGAAAGACACAAGAAUGGCCCAACCAACCUCCUUGACACCCUUCUCAUUGGCCAGCCGGGUCGAGAGGCUCGACUCGCACACGUACAAGGCGAACCUGGUUGACGGCUACUGCAUUGGUACCGUGCCGAAUGGAGGCUAUGUGGCAUCGUGUCUGGUGCGGGCGGCCAGCAUCCACCUCGCAGCCCGCGGCCAGACCGACACCCUGACGGCUCACUUCGAGUUCCUCAACCGCACCGAGGUUGGGCCCGCCAUUAUCGUCGUCGACGACGUCAAGCCCGGCCGCCAGCUGUCGACGGUCCAUGUCACCCUGUACCAGCAUGCGCUCCUACCCCAGUACCCCUGGAUCACGCCAGGAACCACGCGCAAGGAAAUCGCCGCGUACAUGACCAUGGCCGACCUGCAAAAGGAGCAAGGCAUCUCCUUGCCCACCGGCUGGACUUUGAGCCAGCCGUCUGCCCCGCCGCCCACGCCCGACUUUGCAGCCCUGCGCAGGGGCCACGACGCCCACUGGGAGCCUCUCGUCUUCCUGCCCGGCAAUGUCCUCGCAUACACGCGCUGCCUGCAAAACUGCGCCUACUACGCUCCGCGCGGCGGCCAGCCGUCCAAGAGCACCAUAGACCUCUGGGUGCGCUUGGCCUCGGGCGAGCCCUUCACCAACGCAUCCCUGGCCUACGUGGCCGACUGCUGGCCCUACGUCGUCGAGGCUUACCGGCCCUCCAAGGAAGACGCCGCCGCCGCCGCCGCCGCCGCCAACAGCCCUCUGCCCUUUCCGCAAGACUCGGUGUUCUGGUACCCCACAGUCGUGCUAAACCUCGACCAGAAGAAGACACUGCCCGCCAAGGGCCUAGAUUGGCUUCGGCUUCGGGUCCAGACAAAGCAGAUUAGGAACGGCAGGCUGGAUCUCGAGGUCGUGGUGAUGGAUGCAGACGGAGAGCUGGUCGCUCUGAGCCAGCACGUCGCUCUGAUUCUGGACAGCGCGAGGAACACCGGUGAGAGGAAGACAAAGACGGGCAAGGCCUCGGGGAGCCACAUGUAAGGAGCGCACGAAAUCAGAGCAGAUAUACGCAACACUGAAACCAUGCACCAAGUGAGGUACUUUGAAGGAGAUGCCCAGCUAACUACACCU